This is a messenger RNA of Lathyrus oleraceus (garden pea), 805 nucleotides long. RefSeq names its product agamous-like MADS-box protein AGL80. The record is from RefSeq and is a predicted model, not a curated record. Gene Ontology annotation, molecular function: DNA-binding transcription factor activity, RNA polymerase II-specific; protein dimerization activity; RNA polymerase II cis-regulatory region sequence-specific DNA binding. Lineage: Eukaryota; Viridiplantae; Streptophyta; Magnoliopsida; Fabales; Fabaceae. Bases 131 to 607 code for a protein of 158 amino acids. Gene Ontology annotation, biological process: regulation of transcription by RNA polymerase II. The transcript has a single exon.
UCUUUAUCGUAACAGAAAAAAAUCCAAUUCUAGCAGCAGCCAUAACUCUUACUAUAAAACCCAUAAGACACUGGGAGAAAAUACUGCAACAAUUGAUUCAUCGUUUCUAAUUAUUCCCAAUUACUUCCCAAUGACAAGAAAGAAGGUGAAACUUGCGUUCAUCUCCGACGAUUCGGCGAGGAAAGCAACGUACAAGAAAAGGAAGAAAGGUAUUCUCAAGAAGGUGAGUGAACUCACGAUUCUCUGUGGAAUUCCCGCUUGUGCUAUAAUUUCAAAUCCUUUUGAUUCGAAAACCGAAGUGUGGCCAGAUCUAGACGGAGCCAAACAGGUUAUCGAAAGGUACCAGAGUUCGUCUGUGAUCGAUGGAACGAAGAAUGUGAAUCAAGAGAGUUUUCUUCUGCAGAGGAUUACGAAAGCUAGGGAGCAUCUUAAGAAGCUUAAGAAUGAAAAUCAUGAGAAGGAGAUGAAUAUUCGGAUGAUUGAAUACAUGAAGAAGAAAGAUUUGCCCGAUGAUGUUAGCGUUUCGGAUUUGAAAGAAUUUGAAAAAUUGGUUGAGAAAAAUGUGAAAGAGAUCGAUAGUAAGAUUGCACCCGGUUCAUUAGAUUAAGUUCGUAUUAUCGAGCCGAACUGAUGCGAGUAAGUUCAUUUUAUCGAGUCGGAUGCAAGUUCGAAAUUGUAAUUGUUGUUUAGAGAAAUAGUUAUUGUUGUUUAGAAAAAUAUUCUCUUUGUUGUUAAGUGCUUUGAAUAAAAACUUAUGGAUCUGAAUAAAUUUUGAUUAUUAUUAUAAAGUUCUCUUUCUGUCUAA